This is a messenger RNA of Haliotis rubra (blacklip abalone), 3217 nucleotides long. RefSeq lists its product as uncharacterized. Bases 73 to 1881 code for a protein of 602 amino acids. Gene Ontology annotation, cellular component: membrane. Gene Ontology annotation, molecular function: FAD binding; D-arabinono-1,4-lactone oxidase activity. Lineage: Eukaryota; Metazoa; Mollusca; Gastropoda; Lepetellida; Haliotidae. The record is from RefSeq and is a predicted model, not a curated record. The transcript has 13 exons.
AGACUGUAUUUAGCGUAUAAAUAUCAGGCGCAGAAACAUUAAAGCCAUAACAUUUCAGAGAGCAAGUUCAUCAUGAAGGUGUUGUUGGCUAUCACGCUCUGUCUUGCAACAUGCAUAUCCCUGACAAAGGGAAGGUCGCUCCGCAGCAGUGAAUUCGAUGACAGUCUUGAAGGUCUGGAGGACACCAUUGUCCCUCUGGGGGACGAGCCAGCCAACUACAGAGCCAAGCGCUCUGUGAUGAGGAAGCCAACAGCGCUGUCGGAGAUCAUGGGGCCCCUCAGCCGACGCCAUGCACGAGAUCUCACGGAGUUUCAGAGAAGUGACGAGGUAUACUAUCGCAUGCGCAGUCUGCUGUCUAUUCUCAAAAUCCUGAUCGGGAGGGAGCCUAAAAUUGAGAUUUACCACUACGUCAACUGGGACAAAACCAUCAACAUCGACAACCUCUUCUACACCAGACCUACCAGCAUCUACCAGGUCAGACGCAUCAUCCUGGUGGCUAGGCAUCUGGGCAUGCGCGUUAGGGCGACUGGGGCCGGACAUAGCCGAUCACCUCUGUAUGUUGACGAAGGCAACAUCAUGAUGGAUGUCCGAGAUCUGGAGAGACAUGAUGGGCCCCGGAUGCAGAUCAACCCCGAGAACAACAUCCGGAACUACAAGACGUUGACAGCGAUGACUGGCGUAUAUGAAUACGAUCUGAAUGAGUUCAUGGUCCGGAAUGACGUCACAAUGCUGUCACAGCCACUCAACGUGAACGAGACAUUUGGAGGGAUGGUCGCCGCAGCCACACACGGGUCGACGUGGAGCGCCCCGACCUACAGUGGGUACGUGAGGGAGCUGCGAUUGAUGGACUCCAGUGGCCGACUCCGGCGGUUCACCAUAGAGAGGCACCCGGAACUGAUGAAAGCCGUCAUCUGUAACCUGGGGAUGUUCGGCAUCAUGUACGACAUCACCAUACAGGUAUACCCCACCCUGAUAGCCAAAGUACACAACCAGUUCGUUCCCCUCGACUCUAUCAUCUACAACCACACAGCCCUGCGCGACACCGUCACCGGCAACUUCCUCACGGAGAUUUCCUGGUUCCCCUUCAACUCCGUCACGGACGCUGAGGCCGAAGACUACAGGAAGGACGGCACAAUACCGACUGCCUGGAACGCCAAGCGGGACUUCAUCUGGCUUAGAUCUAUCACCAUCGUCAGCGAGGCUGAGCUCGGAGGAAGACCCCUAGAGCCCACCCACUUCCUCCCCACUAAAGGGUCACUGUCCGGAGGCAGUGAGAAAAGCCUUCUCCGAGGAAGGGAGGCCGUGGCCAUUGCUAAACGUGUCCCGACCGUCAGCUACCACCAUCUUGUCAACGCAUUUCCCGUCAUACUCCCGCCAAGAUGGGGGACAGAAACCAGCGCCGCCUUCAUGCUCAACAUAGAUAACCAGUUCACCAGAGCGGCAGCAGCCUUACAGUUCAUCAUCGAGGAGGCCGAGAAUCAGAUCAAGGCUAACGGCUCCACCCCACUGAACGCCCUCCUUCCCCGCUUCUUCGAGAACUCGGACUGCGACCUCUGCCCCGGCAACUACGACAUCUCCCAGCCCGACGACAGUAACCGCACCCUCGUCAUCGACUUCCUGGCUCCCCCUGCACAGUACGGCUUCUACCCCACCGCCAGGAAGUUUGUUGACCAUUUCCGCGACCAGAAGGUCAGACCCCACUGGGGAAAACGCCACGACAACAUUCCCGGCAUCAUUGACCACAUCAAACUCGUCUACGGUGACAAUCUGGACCACUUCCAAAGGAUGCGGAAACUGGCACAGGUGGACCCUUGUGACAUGUUCAUGAACACCUACCUCAUCGAGAUCUUCGGAAGGAGCGGAAACUGGUGGUGCGCUUAACCCGUGGACACGCACUACGCAUGCGUCAUUCCAUCACGAUUCUUAAACCAUUACUGCCGCCAUUCCGUAGACUGAUAGGAACCGAAUGUCAGAUUCAUACACAAAUGGUGACGGAAAUCGCAGGUUAAAACACAUAUGCGAAUGAGUUCAUGGUAUUCGAGACAUUUUGCUUUUCCCCACAACUUUUAAUCUAUAAUUACCUUCUACUUCGAAAAAUGGUGUCACGUGACGUGACGUGACGUCAAGGUUAACGCGACGAAUAGUUGGUAUGUACUUUCACAAUAAGUUUCCAUUUGCCAACUGACCCUGUACCAGGAAGUCAAAAUUACGUUUGUAAUUUGAAACAAGAGACGAACAUGUAGUCACUUCGAGUUAACAACAAUCUUCGGGUUAACCGGAGACGAUAUCGGGGAAGAGGGUACAUCCUUCCUAAACACAGGACAGUUUCAGUUGACACAGAUUCGUAUUUUCCUCAGGUAAAUUGUGAUAUGUAACUUUAAUGUUAUGUUUCAAGCGAGAUAUUUCGCUUUUAUAGAGUCCCAAACAAUUGGAUGAGAUGACUGUUAUAUUUGUACAAGACUGUAGAGGAAUUUAUACCAAAGUCAGUUUGAGCUGUUAUAUUUGUACAAGAAUGUAGAUGAAUUUAUACCACAGUCAGUUUGAGCUGUUAUAUUUGUACAAGACUGUAGUGGAAUUUAUACCACAGUCAGUUUGAGCUGUUAUAUUUGUACAUUUGUAAAGGAAUUUUUUUUAUAUAUAUACCACAGUCAGUUUGAGCUGUCUCGGUGUUUGUAUGUAGACAUGUCACGGUGUUAUAUCCAAAGCGUUACGACGGUCGUAUGUCUUCGUUAAAAACACGGGAGUCACAAUCACAUCGCAUUUGGAUCGCUUUGAAGAAUGUGGCGGCUCACAAUACCUUUACAUGAGUUAUCUCCCUUUGGUCAUUUAACCCGAUGAAGGAAAACUCAACUUAUCGAUUUUUGCCAACGCUAUGACAGGCAUGAGGGGAUGAUAAAAAAAUUACCGAGAAAUUAUUUUUAUGACAUAUAUCUCUUUUGGUAAGGAACAGCGUUAUCACACAGACGAUGCAGUAUUGCUUUAGAACAUUAAACACGUUUUAUAUUAUUAAUCUUCCCGAUAAUGUUGAACUAUUCUGCUCAUUCUCGCGUUUUCCCGCUUUGCCUCAGCAUGGGCCGUCGUUUAAUGGUCAGUAACGCUUUAUUUGUAUCCUUGUUACGUCGUGGACGUUGUUUAAAUAUGUGCUGCUUAUAACUGCUCCAACACCAGUUUAGUCCUGGUUUUCAAACCCAACAGAAUUUUAUUGGUGAUGAAGGGC